AUGGGGAUUGAGAGGUCAGAGCUAAAGAAGGGAGUUGAACCUUUCCAUGGCAUAACCCCCAAUUCAUCGAUGAUGCCCCUUGGCCAGAUCGAGUUGUCAGUCACGUUUCGCACGUCUGACAACUUUUGCAUAGAGAAGCUUACCUUCGACUUCAUGGAUUUCGAGACGGCAUACAAUGUGAUCCUAGGCCACCCAAUGCUAGGUAAGUUCAUGGUUGUCGUGCACUAUGCAUACCAAACACUUAAGAUCAUGAGCCCUAAAGGGGUCAUAACUGUCAAAGGAGAUCAACGAACAACAGUCAAGUGCAGAGUCCAAGUGCCACAAGACGCCGGUCACUCCAGGCUUGUAAGCCUUACUAGCACAUCCCAGUCUGACGAUGCUGUAAAGGAAGAGACCAACGACGGCGCUAAGGACAAAAGAACUGAUGGUGGUGUCAAGGCAGUGCCCCUCGACCCAUCUGAACCAGCCAAGAUGGUCAAGGUCGGGGCUGGUCUCGACCCAAAUAGGAACUCGAGCUCAUUGCUUUCCUCUGGGUAA
This is a messenger RNA of Phragmites australis (common reed), 537 nucleotides long. RefSeq lists its product as uncharacterized. The transcript is spliced from 2 exons. The record is from RefSeq and is a predicted model, not a curated record. The coding region runs from base 1 to 537 and encodes 178 amino acids. NCBI's taxonomy places the organism in Eukaryota, Viridiplantae, Streptophyta, Magnoliopsida, Poales, Poaceae.